Molecule: messenger RNA, 1305 nt
Organism: Phaeoacremonium minimum UCRPA7
Lineage: Eukaryota; Fungi; Ascomycota; Sordariomycetes; Togniniales; Togniniaceae
Product: putative gtp cyclohydrolase-2 protein
Exons: 2
Coding region: 1-1305 (434 amino acids)
Biological process (GO): riboflavin biosynthetic process
Molecular function (GO): GTP cyclohydrolase II activity
Source: RefSeq, a predicted model, not a curated record
AUGCCCGGCCUCCAGCUACACACGGCAAUGAGCAUGGCGAACCAGUGGCAACAGGGAGGGAACAGCCUGCCGUCCUUCUACUCUCCGAGGACGACGCCGCAGAACGGCCCCGAACCUGGCGAUAGUGACGUCGAGCGCCAUGAUCUAUCACAGUCCUCAGUACAACCUCCCUCAAACCAGCGAAAUGCACAUAGCCAACAAUCGGCCGUGCCUCCGUCGGCGGACCACGACAUUGACGAUGCGGCAUCCACCACCUCAACCUCUACUCAACCGACACAGCCGCCCCCUCCGUCUCUCCUAAGUCCCUCCUUCACCCCGCCGUCCACCCCGGGGACCUCGACUCCUGCCACAGCCGCCUCCUCCGUCUUCGGACCCUCCUCCUCUUCAGCGGCCCCGGCGCCGUCGCAACCUCGCGGAGUCCCCGUCGACUCUUCAGAUCCUGAUGGGGGCUGUGGCACCAAGAAGCCUCGUCUGGUGGAGCGCCUGCCCAAUGUGCAGUGCAUUGUGCGUGCGCGUAUUCCUACCGUCAAUGGCACCGAGAUGUUUCUACACCUGUACACGAACGACGUCGACAACAAGGAGCACCUCGCCAUUGUCUUUGGCAACAACAUUCGAAGUAAGAGCCUCGACGCUCCCAGGGAGGGCGAGACCGAGAUGGACCGGAUGGUGCGGGGCGCGUACGUUGGCAGACUCUACCCGGGCCGGACGACCAGCGGCAUGGCCAGUGGCCGGGGCGCAGAUGAUCAGAAGCACGGUGAUGCGCCACAGGCGGCGCCCCGGGGGAGCGAGAUCCCCCUCGUGCGCAUCCACAGCGAGUGCUACACGGGCGAGACGGCGUGGUCUGCCCGGUGCGACUGCGGCGAGCAGCUCGACGAGGCGGCCAGGCUGAUGUCCCUGCCUGGCAACACGGCAGGCGGCAUCAUCGUCUACCUUAGGCAGGAGGGGCGGGGCAUUGGCCUGGGCGAGAAGUUGAAGGCAUACAAUCUGCAGGAUCUCGGCUCGGACACGGUCGAGGCGAAUCUGCUGCUCCGCCAUCCGGCCGAUGCCCGGAGCUAUGGACUGGCCACGGCCAUGCUGCAGGAUCUCGGGCAGACAGAAGUGCGGCUCCUCACCAACAACCCAGAUAAGAUCAGGGCGGUGGAGGGCCCGAACCGCGAGAUCGUCGUCAAGGAGAGAGUGGCCAUGGUGCCCCUGAGCUGGAGAGGGCGAGGGGGCUUCAAGAGCAAAGAGGUGGAAGGCUACCUCAAAACAAAGAUCGAAAAGAUGGGACAUAUGCUUGACAUGGGAUCUAUGCCGCCUCAAUGA